CUUUCCCCCAGGAUACGAGUCCUGGGCACUCCUUCUACCCCUCCAGGUCCUGCUCCCUCUACUCCUCUCACACGAGUACCUCUGACCACCUCCCACUCGCAGCCCAUCUACGUGCCUGGAAAAUACUCGCCGUCGAGCUGCCUGAGUGACAAGGAGGAGGACGAGAUAUACGGGUUCGCCGGCUACGGUGUCUACGGUAAACAAAUGCUGCAGAGACAACAACAACAAGCAAAACUAGUCAUCACCCCUAGACAGAACUACCAAAACUGUUUGAGUCCAAGAUCAGCUUACUUCUAUGAGUUUCCUCCAAAUGAGCGACCUGGUAAGAAGAGAACAAGUUUCACGAGGUUUUUGAGGCAUUUGACGACUCACAGGAAAGACAAGUCUUCUUCGCCCAGGCAGCAACAGCAGCACAUGACUAUGAGCAGGGGAGGAACCCCUGACAACCUCGACACACCCCCUACCCUCCUGCCGCCCAUGGACUAUGAUCGGCUCAGGUAUCUGCCAAAGAACCAGAACUCUCCAAACACCUUUGAGGAGACAAUACACAGGCUAAAAAUUCAAGAAGCUCUGAAAAAGAAAGAACGCUUUGACAGGGAACAUGAAGAGAUCUUGAGGGAUAUCCGACAAGGACUGCUGCAGCUGGGACGUCAGCGUAACCGUUCCAGUGACGACACAUACAUGUACGAUGAUGAGAUGCAGAGGCUCGGCCAGCACUGGUACGACGAACCUCCUUACGAGAGCGACCCAGAGGACUUCUUGAUGGCUGACACAGCUAACAACAGCAGCUCAAGGCUCUCCUCUCUAUCCAUGGAAACCAGUCGAUCAGAAACCACUGAUCCCUACCAGAGGUUACGAUCAUACAAUGGAGUAGAGUCUGCCAUUUCUCCCGGCCACAGCUCUGACUACGCUGAACAAGAUGAGUUAGUCACUGUGCAUUCUUCUUGUGGGAACAGCUCCAUGGCCCAUAGAGUGAGAGGGUUGAAGGGUGACAACACCACAAACAAGGUAAUAUCCUCCCGACACCCUCACCAUCAUCACCACCACCACAACCACAACCACCAUCACCACAGGCACCACAAGGAGAGGUCUCCCGAGGUGGCCCACCACAGUUCAGCUGAGAGUCUGCCCAGCGGAUCCAGUACACAAGCCCUGGUACCUCCCUCGUCCAACCCCAGUUCUGAGGAGUCCCACAGUCCGUCUGACAAGUUAACUGUCAUCGCCAGAGCAAGAGCCCUUGUAGAUUACACACCAAGUCCUUAUGACAAAGAUGUUCUCAAGUUUAAGAAAGGAGAUACGAUUGAGGUUUUAUCAAUGAACGCCAGUGGGCUGUGGCGGGGGCGAGCUCACGGCAGAGUUGGUAACUUCAAGUUCAUCAAUGUAGAGCUGCUCACAGAGUCUUCACUGAGACCACGGCCUUGCAGACACAGACCCCAGACAUUGGAGCAGAUGUUAAGAACCAUACAUAUGGAGGAUCACAUGUCUCUGUUUGUUCUCAAUGGAUAUGAAGACUUGGAUGCUUUCUGUGAGAUCAAGGAGGCGGACUUAGAUUAUUUGAACAUCCAUGACCUACAACAGCGAGCUAAGAUACUAGCAGCUGUACAAGUGCUUAAUGAAUAUGAAUCUCCAGACGAAUGUGGAAGCAGUGCAGACGAGGGACAAAACUCCCAAUGCGGAACUGAAAAUGAAACCCAAGCAAACAACCUGGGUGUAAGUGAAAACACCACAACAGCUACAAUCAACUGUAAGGAAGCUGCUCAGGUGAUGCAGCAGACCUACCUACCAAACAUCCCUCUGCGGUCCAGCCACACGCUGGAGAUGGACGUGUUUAGUGAGAAGACAGCUGGAGACACGGUGGUGGAGAAAGUAGGAGUCGUCAAGUACAUCGGGCAAGACCUGAGCUGUGAAAGCGGCAACCCUCAGAACCGCAACUGCUCAACACUGAGCGAGAAGUCUAGUGACUCAGGGGUAAGUUCUAGCUCCCUGUCGUCAUCCAAUCACAACGCGACUAGAAACAAGCAACGUAGGAGUGGGAGCAAGGCAACGCUCAUAGAAAGUCCGACACGUAGCUACGUCGGCCAUUAUAUCUCUGACAGGAAGGAUUGAUCUACUUUUAUCAUCUGUCUGUUGAGGAAAAUAUACAAAGACUUGUGGGAGGCUAGACGAAUUAGAAGCUUAAAAAGGCAUUUGUUCUAGUUGAACCAUAUUGUAUUAACUUGUCUUGUAGUAUAAUUCAAAUUAGUAAAUUUAAAAACAACAUGUAUAUUUAAAAACAUAACAUAUUUAAAGCUAAAAUAACUUAACAAAUUGGCAUAAACCAAUUGUAUUUGCCAUCACAAUCAUUCGAGUCCAUAUUGAUUUAUUUAAAUAAAGUAUUGACUAAUCCAGUCACCAUAAAACAUUCAAUAAGAUUUCGAAUGAAAAGCAAACUGAUGAUAUACCGUAAUUAGUUAAAUUUAAUUAGUUAACUUUAUUUACACUCCCGUUGGGCAUUUUUGUCUGAUUAUUAUAACUCGUGUAUUUGUCUUUUAAUUUUCCUUUUUUUAAUUUUCGGUCAUCUGUUUUGUCCACAGAUGAUUUUUCAAGUAAACGAGAAAGCGUCCAUUCCAGUCGGAAAAACAUAACACCGGUUGGUGAAGAGGUUUACCCAACAACUUUCUUCACCCUCUGACUGACUGCGGUGUCAAAUACAACAAAGCCAAUUGAAAUCUAUAUUUUGAUAUCAAAGUGAAUAAUUUAUUUAAUUUUUACUUGGGGAUAUAUAGUUCAAUGUCAAUGUCAAACCUGUUUACAUCAUAUCAACCAAAAAUGCUACAUUGUGCAUAACCUUAAAAUAUGUGCAUUGAAUUUGUAUUUAUUCUCUUUACUCUUUAUUGAUGUUUUGUCCCUUUUAUGAACCGUAUUCUGAUUUCAGAAUUUUUGCACUAUUUCACUUAAUUAAUUGUAUUUGAAUAAUCAAUAUUAAAAAUGUUUAACCAAAUCAUUAGUAACAGUUGAAUAACAUAUUUUGAUUCACUAUCCCACCAGUAAUAUAACCAAUAGUUUAUAAAGUAGGGCCUUGACUUUAUUUUAUAAUUUUGUAAUAUUUAAAACUUAUUAAAAACGGUUACUUUAAAAAGAAAAUGCGUUCUAAAAUCUUGCAAUCAAAAAAUUUGCAUAGGUAGUAAAAUAUUCAUAUUGAACAAUCUUUGUUCAAUUUCUUCAACUACAGUAGUUACACAAAGUGACAAACCACAAACCAACACCCAAACUAUAUAACUUCCUGAUCCCCAUAAGACAAGUCUUUCAUAAUUUGAGUUUGUCCAAAUUUGGACUUUAUUCUGUAUUUAGCAUUAUAAAUGUAAAUUUAUAUAGUGUAGAUUUAUUUUAGAUAAUGUAUACCAAAGUGAUCCAAGAAUGUGUAAAUUAUUUAUGAUAAAGUAUUACUAUUUAUUGCAGUGUUUAAUCCUUUUACAACAGUUUUUAAGCAUUGUACUGUUUUACAGUGUUCCAAACCAAAGUAGUGAUAUAUUAAUUUGUAAAUAUUAAAGGUGUAGUUAAAAUUUUAAUUUUAUUAAGUAGUCUAAUGAUAAUAUUGUGUAUAGAGAGAAAUAAAUAUUUGAUUUGUUAUUGAUUUAGGUUUAACCUUAGAAAAGGCAAUGGAUCUACUUUGGAAGAAAUAUUUUUUUUCCCUGUAAAAAUAUUUUCUACGUAUAAAUUAAGUACUCAUAAAUCAUCUUUUUGCUUUCUGUUUCUGAAACUAUCAUUCAAUAUACGUUCAUGACUUAUAUGAACAGUAAGCUAAAGAGAACUUCUUAUAACUGCCAUGAUUAACCUAUAAGACAACAACUGAAAUAGUAUCAUAGUUCCUAGUAAUAUUCCAAUUUCUGCUAUUGACGCCCUUGUACAAUAGUCUAGGUUGUUCUUAAUACAUUUUGUAAUAUUUUUUUAUACAAACAAUAUGUUUACAAUGAUAUGUUACUAGUUCUUGAAAUAAAAUCGUGUUUGAUAUUAUUAUUUAAUUGACCUUUACAUAGUAUUUUUGAAGCACUGUUUUAGAAUAUAUUUAAAUGCAUGUAUACUUAAGACCUAGAAUUGAUUUAUUAAGAAACAAUUUCUAAAGUUUUUAAGCAUAAUUAAAGGAUUAUAAUUUUAAAAGCAUUUUUGACACUAUGAAGUAGCCUAUGUCAACUUUUAAUAAUUGCAUUUAUGUUUUAUAACAAACCUGAAUAAUUAUUUUAGCAAGUAAAUAGGGGAUGUACACCCAUACAAAUUACGUACAUGUUAUGUCUCAAUCAGCAAUUAGAUGCAAGUUAAAAAUUUAUUUUACCCCUUAGAGAAAAAGUUGAAAGUCAUCGAAAGUAUCCUUAAAUCUGAAAUUAAAAUGUAUUAGAAAAACUUAUUUAAGUAAUGUAGUAUCCUUAUUAUUUAGGACAAUCAUUUAUACAAAUAUUCGGUACAAUGUUUUGGUAGUUGAAAUUAAUGUAAAUGUAGUUAAAUGUAAGUAUUAGUUUAAUUGUAAUUAUUUUGAGCUGUGACAUAUGUGUACAUGUAAAAUAAGAUUUAAAUAUAAAGAGGGUUAUUAUAUUUUGGUGAAAAGUCUAUCAAGAUUUCAUGUUAAGAGAGUGAUAAGUUGUAAAAGCAAUCGUAUUGUGGUUACCAAAAUUUCAGUGGGUGAAAUUCUGCCAAUUAGCACAUGCAUGUUAUAUAUGUUGGCUUGUGCAAAGGUUUUAAGUGUAUGUUACUUUUUAACUUGAAUUAGUUGAAGUUCGCAUUUAAUUUUUUCUUUUAAGUAUUUAUCCAUUAAAGUGACAUUUAUUUUUGUUAAAGUUUGUUAGACAUUA
Macrosteles quadrilineatus (aster leafhopper) is the source of this 4823-nucleotide messenger RNA. Its product is annotated as lateral signaling target protein 2 homolog. The record is from RefSeq and is a predicted model, not a curated record. The coding region runs from base 205 to 2106 and encodes 633 amino acids. Gene Ontology annotation, molecular function: protein binding. The transcript is spliced from 14 exons. Lineage: Eukaryota; Metazoa; Arthropoda; Insecta; Hemiptera; Cicadellidae.